Notodromas monacha is the source of this 198-nucleotide messenger RNA. The record is from the annotation of a GenBank genome assembly. NCBI's taxonomy places the organism in Eukaryota, Metazoa, Arthropoda, Ostracoda, Podocopida, Cyprididae.
AUGGAGCUUCCAUUGUGGGAACAACAUGCACGCGUGAUGGCAUUGUCCGAUAAUGCCAGGUUUUUUGUGCUUCUUCGUGUCAUCAGAUUUUCUGAUGGUCCCAUCGUAGAGUUCAAGGGGAAUCCUAAACUCGAUCGUGAAACGCAGGAUUUCUUCGUACUCAAGGGUGUUUCUUCCAUAAUUCGAGGGUGGAAUUGA